AUGGGCGAUGAAGGAGUAAGAUGGCAAAAGAUAAUCUAUGAACGAAGAAACCAAUACUGCAAGAGCUAUAAGAAGCAGAGACACAGAGAAGAAACAUGUAGGAAAAGGAAAGUAUUGCCAAUGGGGGACGACGGGCAAGGGCAGAGUAUGGAUUUGGAAGUAAAUAAUUCUGCUAAAGCAAGUAAGGAGCAGAUGAAGGGGAAGGAGGUAUCGCUAGGUUCAAACCCAAAGACGAUAACUAAGGAAACACAGGAUCUCAAAAAAUAUCAGCAGCAAACAAAGCAUCCAAAGCCAACACAGCAAUCAAAAGGAAUAUGGAAACAGCAGCAACAGCCUAGGCAAGUCAAUAAUCCAGCAAAGGAAACAACAAUCACAUUUGGAAAGGCAUCGCAAACUGUCAUUACAGUUAGGGAUAUGGAGAAGGAAAAAUUAUCUGCAAGUAUGGAAAAUGGAGAACAUUCAGGGAAGAGUAUUGUGGAUCAGAAUGGAGAAAAUAUUCUGCAAACGGAAAGUGCUCAACGGAGAGAUACUGAAGAUAUUUUAGUAACCAAUCCGGAUUUGGUUCUGGAGGGUGAUGGUUUCAAUAGACAUGACAUGCAAGACCCGGCAGUAAUGCAGGAAGGUGGAGAUUCGGAUAAGGGGGUACAAAAUUUGUCUUUAAAUGAUGCUAUGACAUGUGAUUCACCCUCUAAUCAGAACAAUGUAGCCAGUCCUCCUGAUCAGAACAAUGAUGCCGAAACAAUGAUUAAAUUCGGUUAUGAUUCUGCUGCAUAUAGUUGGUUAAUUUAA
Ilex paraguariensis (yerba mate) is the source of this 789-nucleotide messenger RNA. The record is from the annotation of a GenBank genome assembly. Lineage: Eukaryota; Viridiplantae; Streptophyta; Magnoliopsida; Aquifoliales; Aquifoliaceae.